Molecule: messenger RNA, 2258 nt
Organism: Cydia amplana
Lineage: Eukaryota; Metazoa; Arthropoda; Insecta; Lepidoptera; Tortricidae
Product: sodium-coupled monocarboxylate transporter 1
Exons: 12
Coding region: 150-2258 (702 amino acids)
Biological process (GO): sodium ion transport; transmembrane transport
Cellular component (GO): membrane
Molecular function (GO): symporter activity
Source: RefSeq, a predicted model, not a curated record
CGCAUAUACAGCGUCAAUCGUUUGAAAACAGUCUACGCCACCGCGCCGUUUCGGUCGCACGUACCACGCAUACAUUGAUCUCGUAACCCGGUAGUGCAUUAUACUUUGGGACCAAAGCCAAUAUCAAACUAUAUUUGGAACACACAAUUAUGGCGACAGGCUGGCUGGCAUGGGAAUGCGUAGUGUUCGGCCUGUUCGUGUGUGCGACGUCGUUCGUGCCGCUGUGGCGCGCGCGCGCGCGCGGCGCCCGCGCAGCGGGUAGCGCGAAGCGCGCGUACAUAUUCGCGGGCGGCGGGGUCAGCACGCUCGCUAUGGUGCUGUCUGUAGCUAGAGGCACGCUUGGGGUUAGAAGCAUUUUGGGUUUUCCAUCGGAGCUGGUGUACCGAGGCUCCGCGAUGUGGGAGACCCUGUACGGAAUGAUCCUGGCCUUCCCCAUCGUCUGCUGGGUCUUUGUGCCGGUCUACUACAGACUCCAGACCAACUCCGUCUACGAGUACUUAGAGAUGCGAUUCCACUGCGUCUGGGUCCGCCGAGUGGCCGCAGCCACUUUUCUCGUUCGCCAGCUCUUGAUCUUGGCUGUGACAGUAUUUACUCCGACGGUUGCCCUUCAUGCUGUACUGGCACUGCCUCAUUGGGCGUCUGCUGCUGCGCUCACGGCGAUUGGGAUCGUGUUUAACCUGGUUGGGGGAUUAUCUGCUGCCAUCAAGGCCGACGUGAUCCAAACCAUGACAAUGAUCUUAGUGAGUGGCGCCUUCAUAAUCCAAGCGACCAUCCGCGCCGGCGGCCCGCAGAAGGUUCUAGAAGAAAAUAUGGAUGGAGGAAGGCUGCAGUUCUUCAAAUUCCACUGGGACCCAACCAUCCGCGUAGACACCCUCUCCGCUAUCGUGGGCCAACUAUUCAUGUCCCUGUCUAUCUAUGGGUGCCAACAGACCUUCGUCCAGCGCUACUGUUCCAUGAGUAGCGAGGCCCGAGUCCGGAGAACUCUGCUAGCUAAUGUGCCGGCUGUGGGGAUUCUCUUCAGCUUGUCCUGGGUUGUUGGUAUGGUGCUCUAUGCUGUCUACAGAUACUGCGACCCUCUGAUGUCCGGCAGAAUCGCGGCUCCGGACGAGGUACUGCCGUUCUACGUGCAGGAUCAGUUUGGAUUCCUGCCUGGGAUGUUGGGGCUGUUCCUGGGAACCUUGUUCAAUGGGGCGUUGAGCUUCCUGGUAUCUAAUGUGAACUCUUUGGCAACGGUGACGUGGGAAGACUUCGUGUCUGCUGCACCAGCAUUCCAAGGCAUCUCUGAUAAGCAACAGCUUACUGGGAUCAAGAUCAUUGUAGUCAUCUAUUCCAUCAUAAUCAUGUGCCUAUCCCUCUGCGUGGGAAUGGUAGGCGGCAUCAUCGAGGGCUCCAUGCUCGUCACCUCUGCCACCUCAGGAGCCCUACUCGGGGUAUUCAUCCUCGCCACACUAUGUCCUAUCGCCAACGGGAAGGGUGCCUUGUGCGGCAUGAUUGCAGCACAUUUUAUUACGACGUGGAUGGCUGCUGGGAGAUUAUUUUAUGUGGAUACUAGUGUCGCUAUGCUGCCGUUGUCUGUUGAUGAGUGUCCCAAUGGAACGAUGAACGUGUUCCACAAGCCACUGCCAGUCGGAGUGAACCAGACGCUGAUGCAGCUGGAACACCUGCUGCAGAACAUGAACACGAGUCGCGUGUACGUUCCCCAGGAGUCUGUGAUCACCGCGGCUCUCCACCGCAUGUACUCCGUGUCCUACAUGUGGUACGCCGUUAUCGGCACCUUCAUCUGCGUCAUCAUCGGGUGCAUCAUCGGAGCCAUCACCAGCACUGAUGCGGAUGUCUUCGACGAGCGUCUGUUGCAUCCGCUUGUUGCUACCAUUAAUAAUAAGAUGCCAGGAAAAAAACGCACCUACAGCAAAGAGAUAGCCAAAACUCCCGAAAAGGACUCCAGUGAAAAAACUGACGUCACACUAGCUGAAGAUUUAAAAGAAACAAGCCCCACCAAGAUCCCUAGCCCUGCUGUAAAACGAAUAGAAAAAGAACAGCCAAGUCCAAUUUCUGCAACGAGUACUAGUAAAGAUGCGCCAACAGUAGAUAUUAAAAGUGCGUUUUUAAGUACAGCUAAGAUUGCUAUAACCGCUGUAAAAACACAGGCAACGGAAGAGCCAAGUGCGGGUGUUUUCGCAACGACGAGUAGCAGACAUUUUGAUGCAUAUGAUAGCAAUGUACGAGGAUCACCACUGCCGGUUAGGACACGGUUGUGA